This is a messenger RNA of Meyerozyma guilliermondii ATCC 6260, 909 nucleotides long. It is a transcript of the gene PHB2, whose product is annotated as prohibitin subunit. Gene Ontology annotation, biological process: mitochondrion organization. The record is from RefSeq and is a predicted model, not a curated record. Bases 1 to 909 code for a protein of 302 amino acids. Lineage: Eukaryota; Fungi; Ascomycota; Pichiomycetes; Serinales; Debaryomycetaceae. The transcript has a single exon. Gene Ontology annotation, cellular component: membrane; mitochondrion.
AUGAACGACCAAAACUGGAAAAACCUCUCCAAUGAGCUCAGAAGGAGAGCCAACUCCGCACGGAAGACAAGCGGCGGCAAUCCCCGUUCUCCCUUUGGAAUAUUCGCCGGUUUCGGUGGACUUUUGCUUCUCGGUGGUGCCACUAUAGUUGCUCAAAAUUCCUUAUUCAACGUUGACGGUGGUCAAAGAGCCAUAAUAUACUCACGUUUGAACGGUGUGCAACCCACCAUCUACCCUGAGGGAACUCAUUUUGUUGUGCCUUGGUUCCAGCGUCCAAUUGUGUACGACGUUCGUGCCAAACCAAGAAACGUUGCUUCGCUUACCGGAACCAAAGAUUUGCAAAUGGUAAAUAUUACAUGUCGUGUUCUUUUCCGCCCCGAAGUGAUGCAGUUACCGGUGAUAUACCGUACUUUGGGCACAGAUUACGACGAGAAGGUGUUGCCCUCGAUCGUCAACGAAGUGUUGAAAUCGGUGGUGGCUCAGUUUAAUGCAUCGCAAUUAAUCACCCAGAGAGAAAAAGUCAGUCGGUUGGUCAAGGAAAACUUGGUGCGCAGAGCUGGAAAGUUCAACAUUUUGUUGGACGAUGUUUCGCUCACUUUCAUGACAUUUUCUCCCGAGUUCAGUGCGGCAGUUGAAGCCAAGCAAAUCGCCCAGCAGGAUGCUCAGAGAGCUGCGUUUAUCGUGGACAAGGCUAUUCAAGAGAAGCAGCAACUUGUGGUCAAGGCUACUGGUGAAGCCAAGUCUGCGCAGUUGAUUGGUGAGGCGAUCAAGAAGUCGAAGGAUUAUGUCGAAUUGAAGAGAUUGGAUACUGCGCGAGAAAUCGCUCAGAUUUUGGCCAACUCUCCCAACAGAAUCUUGUUGGACAAUGACUCGUUGUUGUUAAACACCGUUGUAGAUAGCAGAAAAUAG